AUGGCUAAACCUGACCUCGUAUCCUGGCUGGAAGAGGAGGAAGAGCCUUUUCUCCUGAUCGCUGAAGAAGAAGGGGAAUUGGCAGGCAACAAUGAAAAGACACCCUUGAUGCCUUUUCUGCCAUCUCCUCCGUGUGGUGAAGGGAAAAGAGGCCCCACGAAGCUAGCUCAGGGUGGGGUGUCCUUUGAGGAGGUGGCUGUGUAUUUCACCCACGAGGAGUGGACGCUGCUGCGCCCAGCCCAAAGAGCUCUGUACAAGGAAGUUAUGCUGGAGAAUUUUGGGAACGUAGCCUCUCUGGGUGAGGAUCUUUUCCCCCUGGGCUGUCCCCUUCUUGCUGUGAGAAGCAACUGUAACCUGGCCCAUGUGAGAGGGCAUCAGAAGCUGUGCCCGGGGAUGCCUGGUCUGGAGAAGCCAUAUAAAUGCAUGGAGUGCGGGAAAAGCUUCAGAAGUGGAAACCUAAUUUCCCAUCAAAGAAUUCACACAGGGGAGAAACCAUAUAAAUGCCUGGAGUGUGGUAAAAGCUUCAGGAGGAGUGGAAACCUUACCAUGCAUCAAAUAAUUCAUACUGGGGAGAAGCCAUACACAUGCAUGGAGUGUGGGAAAAGCUUCAGGAGCAGUGGAAACCUAAUUUCCCAUCAAAGAAUUCACACAGGGGAGAAACCAUAUACAUGCCUGGAGUGUGGGAAAAACUUCAGUCGGAAUUACAGUCUUACUUCCCAUCAAAGAAUUCAUACAGGGGAGAAACCAUAUAAAUGCCUGGAGUGUGGGAAGAGCUUCAGUAGGAGUGGAGAUCUCACUUUCCAUCAAAGAGUUCACACAGGGGAGAAACCAUAUAAAUGCCUGGAGUGUGGGAAGAGCUUCAGUAGGAGUAGAAAUCUCACUUUCCAUCAAAGAGUUCACACGGGGGAGAAACCAUAUACAUGCCUGGAGUGUGGGAAAAACUUCAGGCGGAGUGACAGUCUUAGUUCCCAUCAAAGAAUUCACAUGGAGGAGAACCCAUAUAAAUGCCUGGAUUGUGGGGAAAGCUUCAGUUCGAAUAAAGGUCUUACUUCCCAUCAAAGAAUUCACACAGGGGAGAAACCAUAUAAAUGCCUGGAGUGUGGGAAAAACUUCAGGCGGAGUGACAGUCUUACUUCCCAUCAAAGAAUUCACAUGGAGGAGAAACCAUAUAAAUGCCUGGAUUGUGGGAAAAGCUUCAGUUCGAAUAACGGUCUUACUUACCAUCAAAGAAUUCACACAGGGGAGAAACCAUAUACAUGCCUGGAGUGUGGGAAAAGCUUCCGUGAUAGUGGAAACCUAAUUUCCCAUCAAAGAAUUCACACAGGGGAGAAACCAUAUAAAUGCGGGGGCAGGGAUGGUAGUUCAAAGACAAAACCCACCCAUUCUAGCAACCCACCUUUGAAAUUCACAGAUCCUUAA
Molecule: messenger RNA, 1419 nt
Organism: Euleptes europaea (tarantolino)
Lineage: Eukaryota; Metazoa; Chordata; Lepidosauria; Squamata; Sphaerodactylidae
Product: zinc finger protein 501-like
Exons: 5
Coding region: 1-1419 (472 amino acids)
Biological process (GO): regulation of DNA-templated transcription
Source: RefSeq, a predicted model, not a curated record